GCGGCAACUGAGACGCCAAGGACAAGAAAACUCACUCCACAUCCACAUCCCAACAGUUUCAAGUCAUUGAUAGUCUGUUUCAGCAUCACAGACAACUUUUCCGUCAGUGCAAUCUCGGACAAUAAGUUUUAACAACAUGGGAAAAGAAAAUAUCUGUUUUUUCACUGUCUGGAUCAUUUUGGGAAAAAUCUGUGCAGCCUUUUCCUCUACUCUUGAACCUACCACCGCUGUGAAUGCAAACACCACCGGCACAGCUGCACCCCCACUGACCACCGCUGAAUGGCUCACAAACUACACUGACAUUGAGUCCAAGUUCUCCCUCCGCUCAGCAGACGUCACAGAUGAGGACAUGUGCUACUUUGUGACCGGCCAACCAGAAACCAUCACAGAUUGCAAAUUCAACCCUAAAUCACAGACCUUUGUUAUCAUACACGGCUGGACGGUUACGGGGAUGUAUGAAAGCUGGGUCACCAAGCUGGUGGUCGCUCUUUACAAGCGUAUACCCAGUGCAAAUGUUGUGGUGGUGGAUUGGCUGUCCCGUGCAAGUCAGGGCUACCCCAGCUCCGCAGCAAACACCAAACUCGUGGGCCGUGACGUCGCCAAGUUUGUAACCUGGAUACAAAAUGAGCUGCAGUUGCCAUGGGAACAGAUUCACCUGCUGGGUUACAGUCUUGGCGCCCAUGUGGCUGGAAUUGCUGGCCACCUCACCAAUAAAAAAAUCAGCAGGAUUACAGGUCUGGAUCCUGCUGGUCCCUACUUUGAGUAUGCAGAAGACCAGAACGCCCUGUCCCGAGACGACGCCCAAUUUGUGGAUGUCCUGCACACCUACACCAGAGGUACUCCAGGCUUCAGCAUCGGCAUCCAGAAGGCUGUGGGCCACAUCGACAUUUACCCCAAUGGUGGCUCUGUGCAACCGGGCUGUGACGUUCAGACAACCUGGAUCAGAGAUAUAUUUCCAGAAGGCUUCGGAGGCCUUAAAAACCUAGACCAGCUUGUCAAAUGUUCCCACGAGCGCUCCAUCCACCUGUUCAUCGACUCUCUGCUGAACACCCAGCAGCAGAGCAUGGCCUACCGCUGCAGCUCCAAGGAAGCAUUCAACCGCGGGCUGUGUCUCAGCUGCCGAAAAAACCGCUGCAACAAGCUGGGCUAUAACAUCAACAAGGUCCGCACGGCCCGCGACACCAUGAUGUUCCUCAAGACUCGAGAAAUAAUGCCCUACAAAGUUUUCCACUACCAAGUGAAGGUGCAUUUGUUUGGUCAAGAGCAACUCAGCUUCACGCAGCAGCCAUUGAAAAUUUCUCUGUAUGGAACCCACGGAGAGAAGGAGGGAAUUUCCACCGUCCUGCCACUUAUGAAUAGCAAUACAACUUCGUCUUUUCUCAUCACCACCGAUGUGGACAUUGGAGACCUGAUGAUUGUGAAGAUGCACUGGGAGAAGGACACAAUCUUCAGCUGGUCAACUUUGUGGGGCAGCAGCAAGUUCCAUAUCCGAAAACUCCGCAUCAAAUCUGGGGAGAAACAGUCCAAGGUAAUCUUCAGAGCAAAGGAUGGGGAGUUUACAGAACUUAUCCGGGGAGGAGACGACACAGAGUUUGUCAAGUCAAGUGAACCCACCCAGAGCCGCAAAGAGAAACUGAAGUACAAGCUGAAGAUGCAAGGAAGUCUUUUUGGGCAGAACGAAGCUUAAAUUAGCUUUUGAACAAAACCUCAACAUGCACAUCAUCCACAGCCAAAGAUGGACAGAACAGGGAAACCUGUACACUGUCCUGGACACAUGCAGAAGGCUGUGUUUCUCCCUCGACUGCAACCAACGCAACCUCAUGCCCAGAGCUGUAAAUCAGAACGCUCGCUGUACUCAUUCCCAUCUUCAUUUAUAGUCUGCAUGAGAAAUGUCUCAGGUUUCAGUCAUGAUGCGCACAUUCAGUAGCUUUUGCUGCAUACCUCUGUAAUCAAUCACAUUUUUGUAUCCCUGGUUAUUCUGUUUUUUGGUUUUUUUUAAGUAUUUUGAAGACCUGAGCUGUUGUUUCUUUUGCCUAUGUGAACUUUGGUUAUUGUUCAUUUAUAAAUAAUUCAGAGUGAUAGGCAUAACAGACAUUUUUUUUGUUGUUUUAAUGUCAAAAUUCUGCUUUUGCCUUAUCGUAACCACUAAUUACCUACAACUGACAGGGACCAAAAAUGUAUUUACCACACACACACACACACACACACACACACAUUAUAUAUGAAUGAUUUUGUCAAGAUCUGAUACUUUGAAGCCUUGCGCCUUCUUUGACCACCUUUGGUUAAUGAGUCACUGGUCACUUUACAAAUCUCUCUGUUGCCUGAAGCCAUUUCAGUGACAUAAUCAAUGAGGUCACAACCCCUAACUAAUAUUCAUCUUUAACUUUAGUAAUUUCUUUUGACAAGGAACUAAAGUAAAUAAUAUUCCAGGAAUUGCAACGUGUGCCUUAAAUCAUUUUAUCAAUGAAUCGUUUCUCAGCAUUCAUCCUUUGAAAGGUCAAACAUUUCAAAAUUAACUGAGGGAGGGGUCUAUAUGAUGGUCAUGACACAGCUCCACAAUGCCCCAUUGUAUUUAUUGAAUGUACAUUUAAUUAUUUGUAUAUUAAGUUGUAAUAUAUGUUGGCAGGCUUCUACUGCCAUUUGCAUUUUUAUAAAUAAAAGAUUUUGUGGUGUUAUGCACAAGGCUGGUUA
Messenger RNA from Thalassophryne amazonica, 2691 nucleotides. RefSeq names its product lipoprotein lipase (gene lpla). Gene Ontology annotation, molecular function: lipoprotein lipase activity; apolipoprotein binding. The transcript has 10 exons. Gene Ontology annotation, biological process: lipid metabolic process. The record is from RefSeq and is a predicted model, not a curated record. Bases 137 to 1687 code for a protein of 516 amino acids. NCBI's taxonomy places the organism in Eukaryota, Metazoa, Chordata, Actinopteri, Batrachoidiformes, Batrachoididae.